UGGGAAGACGAAGAGAAGGCUAGGAAGGAAGCCAAGGCUCUGAAGAAAAAGGAGAAAGAACGGAAGGAAGCCGAAAAGAGAGCGGAUAUACGAAAGGAUUUGGGCAUCCAGAUGAGAAUGAAGAUACAAGAGCUGCGACAUGCGAUGCGACAUGAGAUCCGGGAUGAGUUUAUUGAGACUUUCAAGGAAGCUGUGCUACCGGCUUGCUUGCCAAGUCUGGACAAAGGGAAGAUGAAGAUGACUUAUCCUUCGGGCAGUGACUCACUCUCGGAACACAAUGGUGGUGAUAGCGACACGAGUGUGACGCAGGAGAUUACCGAGAAAGCGGGCAAGUUGUGUAUUGCAGAGAAAAGGAAGAGGGGGUCGGAACGAGUUUUCGAAGACAACUCUCCCAUGGAGCUGCCACCCAAAAGGACGCCGAAGAGGGGAGCCACGAAACUGGUGAUACUCUGUCCCCGUUUGACAAGAUCAAAGGCCAAGGAAGCUGGCAAGAAGAAUGGGUCAGAGAAGAAGCUGUCUCCUGUGAAGACUCCGCUAUCGCAUCGUGUUAAGAAUAUCACACCAGCUGAUAAAUCCGCAACGAAAGGUACGCUGGCUCGAAUGCGUUUCAAGAACAAGGUGAGGCUAGAUUUAAAGGAUAUGGAUGCUACAGAAUUGCAGAGGAUGUGCAAGGAGGAAGGUGUUCUGUACGAUAAAAAGGUUGAUGCGAUUUUCGAUAUCGUCAAACGACGAGCUACUUUAGCCUUUGGCGAUGAAGGUGCAACCGCUGAGGAAAUCAUCCAAGUUGAAUCUGAGACUUGUGAUCACCCCGCAGUGAUUCGCGGACAGUGAUGUGACUCUAGUGUGUCGCAAUUAUGGCAACUUUGCAAGUUUUUGACAAGCUAUCGGUGCAAGACACU
This is a messenger RNA of Chara braunii, 899 nucleotides long. NCBI's taxonomy places the organism in Eukaryota, Viridiplantae, Streptophyta, Charophyceae, Charales, Characeae. The record is from the annotation of a GenBank genome assembly.